Monomorium pharaonis (pharaoh ant) is the source of this 2889-nucleotide messenger RNA. RefSeq names its product mitochondrial dicarboxylate carrier (gene Dic1). The coding region runs from base 1418 to 2299 and encodes 293 amino acids. Gene Ontology annotation, molecular function: malate transmembrane transporter activity; succinate transmembrane transporter activity; sulfate transmembrane transporter activity. Gene Ontology annotation, biological process: phosphate ion transmembrane transport; malate transmembrane transport; succinate transmembrane transport. The record is from RefSeq and is a predicted model, not a curated record. Lineage: Eukaryota; Metazoa; Arthropoda; Insecta; Hymenoptera; Formicidae. The transcript has 9 exons.
AGCUAGAAAGAACAGACUAAAAAUGAAAAAAAAAAUGUCUCACUUUAACUUUUGCAUCAGUGCAUCAGUGCAGUUAAAAAGAACAGCCAUCACAGACCAUAGAUGUAAUAUAAGGUCUGUUCUUUUUAGCUGAAUUUUUUGCAUGACUCAUCUUUCUUUUCCUCAUUGACAAGAAAAAGAGAAAAGAUGCACUAUGCAAGAAAUUCAGGUAAAAAGAACAGAUCCACAGAUAUCUAAGAUAAAGAAUAAUAGAAAACAAAAAACAAUAAUGAAUAGAGAACAAAACAGAAGUUCACGGCUAUUUGAAUCAAUACGAAAAUCAUAUAAUUUCGUGUAAUUCGGUCUUUAUUAGUUUAGGUAACACGCAUUAAUAGAAAACGUGUCAUCAUAGAGAAUAGGAUGUCGUCAAAUCCAGAAAUUCCAGAUUUUAUUUCGAAGGUAGUUUAUUUUAGAAAUAAACACAUAUCUCGUGAUCGCCGUGCCCGUGAGUCGCUAAUUCCGAUCAAACUCACUGUACAAGGUACAAAAACGCAACGUUAGCAAUAAUGUUAGUUGUUUAUCGCUAGGUUAAACGAUAAGCAGCUAGGAAUACCGCAUUAAAGGCUUACGUGGCUAUGAUCGACACAUAUCGUUCUACUUAUCUUAUGGAGGUAUCUAUUCUAUUGGGGAUACCCGGCUGCCGCACGACGAAAAUGGUACUUUUUUGCACGUGGCUAUCAGCUGAUAAGUACGCGUCUGCGCCUGCGGCAUGUCAAUUCGCAGCCUCUUUCCAGUCCUCCGGAAUCGUUUCACGUCCGUUACAUCAGUCGGAAUUCAGCUGUUGACUGGAUUGGAACGUUCAUCGCCAUUGUAAGUACAUUUUGCGCUAUUUUGCUCGAGAAACUCGUUAAGAUAAUUAAACGACGAUUAAAAGAUCGGAAGACUUCGACUUCCAAUUUAAACAACCCGUCUAACAAUAAGUAAAGAGAGAGGCAAUCAAAGUAAACAUAUUAAAUUCGUUUCUUUAAUUAGAACGAGAUUGAAAAAAAAUUCUACCAACAUCGAAUGAGAUUGAGAAUAAAAAAACUAUUGACACUAUGUCCCGUGUAUGAAGGAUCAGAUUCCAUAACAGAAAAAAAUCUGUGAUAUCGAACUUUCGAUAAUAUUAGCCUUUAUCGUUGAGUUUAUAGACUAAAAUCGAAUCCAGGAAAUGCUGAGAUAUCUUAGCAGUGCAGCAGUUUGCCAACAGAUUCGACUACCUUCUCUUCUGGUAAACUAUUUUCAAUGAAAUGGAACCUGUUAUUCCUGAUACAUAAUAAUGAAAUAAUAUGUUAACCUUUCAUUUUAUCAAUUUCCAUUUUAUACAUUAAUUUAUUAGUGCUAGUUAGUGCAACAGAUAUGUUCCUAAUUGUUUGAUGUAAGAAAAGAAAAGAAAACAAUGACUGAUAAGAGUAAAAAAUUAUCACGUUGGUACUUUGGUGGUGUUUCUUCUGCAGCUGCUGCAUGCGUAACCCACCCUCUGGAUUUACUGAAGGUUCACUUGCAAACUCAACAAGAAGGCAAGCUAUCAAUAGUACAUUCCACCAUUGGAAUAAUUAGGAAACAGGGAAUAUUAGCUCUAUACAAUGGACUCAGUGCUUCCCUACUUCGCCAACUUACGUAUUCUACAAUAAGAUUCGGAGCAUAUGAGGUCGGCAAACAGACGCUCGAGUUGUCUGGUCACCCAUUGCCCUUUUAUCAAAAGCUAUUAUUGGCUGGGGUUUCGGGUGCUGCUGGUGGUGUUUUUGGGACUCCUGGCGAUGUAAUUAAUGUACGCAUGCAGAAUGAUAUCAAAAUAGCACCAGAAUUAAGGAGAAACUAUAAGCACGCUCUGGAUGGACUGUUACGUGUAAUUCAACAAGAAGGAGUUCGCCAAUUGUUUAGUGGAUGUUCGACCGCCACGAUGAGAGCAGUGCUGAUGACUAUCGGACAAUUGAGCUUUUACGAUCAAAUUAAAACAACAUUAUUACAAACUGGCUAUUUUCGGGAUAAUCCUUCGACGCAUGUUUUAUCCAGCGUAUCGGCAGGCGCUAUCGCAACAACGCUUACGCAACCUUUAGAUGUUCUAAAGACACGAGCGAUGAACGCUAAGCCUGGAGAAUUUAAAAAUCUAAUGGAAAUCUUCCUAUAUACUGCCAAACUUGGGCCACUGGCUUUCUUUAAGGGCUACGUACCUGCAUUUAUCCGAUUAGCACCGCAAACCAUCCUCACAUUUGUAUUCCUCGAACAACUUAGAUAUAAUUUUGGAUUCUAUCCGCAAGCCAUGAAGUCGCCGCUAUAAGUAAUAAGAUGGGUUUUUUUUUUUUUUUUUUUUUUUUUUUUUUUUUUUAGCAGAUUUGUUUCGCAGAUUGAUACAAAGACAAAUGGGUAGUAAUCAAAUUUUACUAUAUGUGCAAAAUAUGAUAUAUUAACAUAUGAAAGUAGCAGAAAUAUUUAAUUCAGUCACGCACAGUUCGAUGAAUACGCUUUAAUUAGGAAUUAAUAAUUCAGUUUUUACCUAGUGAUACUUUUUAAUUACUUAAGAUUAUUAUAUUUUUAAGUCGAUACAUUCCUUAUAUUAAUUUCUGAUGUAUAUUUAUGUUGACACAAACACAUUUAUAUAUUUUUUAAAGUAUAUUUAAAAUAUGUAUAUAUACAUAUAAUAUAAAAAAUCGUGCAGAUUUAUAUCUAUAUUUAAUUGUAUCUUUUACACGUAUAUGAAGUGAUCUCUUAAGUACAAACAACAAAAGAUAUAUAUUUACCUAUGAAAUUUUACUUUCAUAAAUCUUUUUUAAGGCCUCAUACUUCCGCUUUAUGAUAAUAUCAAUGAAAUGUAUAGUACAAUACACGAACGAGCUUUUAGAAAAUAUAUAAAGAAAAUAUUUUUUAAAA